Messenger RNA from Musa acuminata AAA Group (dessert banana), 1853 nucleotides. RefSeq names its product transcription factor DIVARICATA-like. Gene Ontology annotation, molecular function: DNA binding. The transcript is spliced from 4 exons. NCBI's taxonomy places the organism in Eukaryota, Viridiplantae, Streptophyta, Magnoliopsida, Zingiberales, Musaceae. The coding region runs from base 530 to 1639 and encodes 369 amino acids. The record is from RefSeq and is a predicted model, not a curated record.
AAUCCAGAUCACGCACAUAGUUUAAUGCUUUUACCUACCAAAGAACAAUCUUUGCUUAGGAGGAGAAAUAGCUUCGGAGUGAGGCAAGCUAGAUGGGUGCAUCGGUUGUGUCUCCUCGUUCACAAUAAACCUCUUUAGAAAGCAAUCUUCUGCUCCUGCUGUACACCGUUCAUCUGCCGGCACCAUACUCGCUCCCAUCUCGGUGGAGGAAUGGGUACAAUAUUGCUCGACACACCGUGACCACCUCCGUCCCUCCCUCGGUAGAGACGACGGCCGUGACGUAGCAAAACAGAGCAUGUCGUGUACUUUGGUCCUUUUGCAGGGACCAGACCUGCUCUGUUUCUGUACGUCUGCAUCGCAUUUCCUGCGUCUACCUUCAUACAACAGCUGUCGGAGCGGCAACGGAUGCAGAGAACGGCAGCAAGGAACAGUGACCAACAAAAUAGGAACAGUGACCAACAAAAUCAUCAUCGACGGGAUAGUGGCACAAAGGAAGGGAUUAAACUAGAGAAGGUGGAAGAAGGAACCAAUGAGCAUAAAUACCCCUUCCUUGCCCACUCUUCCCCCUUCUACCCCCCACCGGACGCCUCCCUUCUUCCUCGAUCCAUCCAGAGGCCUCCGACAAGAGGCAAGGAGCAGAAAGGAUCCAGCUAAAGUUCCAGCCUUGAGUUCAGAGGAAGAGGGGCAACGCCCGCGAGAGCUCCGGACGAUGACAAGAUCAUCGAUGGAAGUCCUUCCUCCGACGACGCCGUGCUACCCCGGCUCAAGUUUGUUCCUUGGCGAGAGGAGGAGUAGGGGCUGGAGCGGAACUGGCACUUGGACCGCCGAGGAGAACAAGCGGUUCGAGUAUGCCUUGGCGAAGUUCGACAAAGAGACCCCCGACCGGUGGGAAAGGGUGGCGGCGUCUCUCCCUGGCAAGACGCCGAGGGAUGUGGAAAGCCAUUACCGGAAUUUGCUGAAUGAUGUGAAGCAGAUAGAAGCCGGGCGGAUCCCAUGUCCCGGCUACGACUCGUCUUCUUUUUCGCUGGACUGGGAGAGCUUCGAAGUGCUAAAGCAAUCAUACUGCGUCGGUGGUAGGAGAUCAGGAGCACGAGCAUCGGACCAAGAGAGGAAGAAAGGAGUCCCCUGGACGGAAGAGGAGCACAAGCGAUUUCUGCUCGGUCUUAGGAAGUAUGGUAAAGGAGACUGGAGAAAUAUAUCUCGAAAUUUUGUGAUCACUCGGACCCCGACUCAAGUGGCUAGCCAUGCGCAAAAGUACUUCAUCAGACUCAAUUCAGGUGGCAAAGAUAAGAGGAGGUCCAGCAUACAUGACAUUACCACUGCCAAUUUGCCGGAUAACAGGCCUCCUUCACCGUCUCAGCCAUCUUCUCUUACCUCUCAGCCGUGCUCAGCUCCUGCACCGAUAUGGUCAAGCCCGUACUCAUCGAUCCACGAUACAAAUCCACCUGAUGAAGCGACUGGUACUUUUAGUUCAUCAGCGCAAGUGAGUCAAAUUAUGCAAGCACGAUACGGAGUGGCUGCUUAUGGGUUGAAGCUAGAAGCUCAUGCACCUCAGAGUGGCACUCUUCGUGAUCCAUUGGUUAACGACCAUAAUUUGCUGUUUCGGAUGCAAUCAAGUCAUCAUCUUCCUCACGGAUGAGAUUCUAUUAGUCAGUAUUUGGAUAUUUAUUGCAAAGAAGAACCGGAGGAGGUGAAUGGGGGCUUGGUCGAGGAUGGAAGAUAUGGUGCUUUUUCUUCUACGAUAUCUAGUAUGCCAUUGUACACUAUAAAAAUAAAAAUUUGUACUAGCAGCAAUGCAGUAGCCUCGGUCUGUUGUUGAUCAUGAUCUGAAAUUAAGGGUUCUUGUUCUGUUC